AUGGCGGCAUCCCAGGUAACAUUCCUCACUGGAGCCCCUCCACCGUCCAGAGUGGACAACGCAUCGUGCACCGUGACAAAACUGGACAAGGCCUAUGAUAUCCUCCUCGGGCUUGAACACACGCGCACCGGCGACGACGCACAAACUUCUUCCCACGCCGUCUGGCGCUCCCUGCCUUUAAGGAGACAGCCUCUGCACACCGGAUUCAGCCAAGUUCACGAUGUCCAGCACACGCAAUUCCGUGAAAGCGCCGGCUUCUUCACCACGGCAGACGUGUCUUUUGCGGAUUCGUCACACCUGGCCUCCGCACGCGAGGACGUCGAGGAUGUCUUGACACAGUUCUGCGAGCAGGCUUUGGCCGAGCACACGUCCAUCAUGUCUUCGCAGCCCGACGACAGCUUCAUGUCCGAGGAGGAGACUUCCUUCUUGACGACUACGUCGUCGGCCGACAGGACCAACCAUGACACGAUGAGGCCGCCGCCUCCUGUGCCGUCGCAUCUAUCUGACCUUGAGGACGUCCCGCCCGCCAAGCAGAUCCUCGCGUUGCAGCCCCAGACGGUGACCCUCAACCUCAUCAUCGGUGUCAUCUCCAUUGCCCAGCCACGCACCGUCACCACGCGCUGGGGCACUACGCUCUCGCUGGUUGAGGUGCUCGUCGGAGACGAGACCACGGCCGGCUUUGCAGUCACCUUUUGGAUCGCCAGCGAUUCCGACCGCAACGCCGGAGUGCUCCAGCUGCAGCGGCAGGACGUGGUCCUGAUGGAGAACGUCGCCCUGCACGUGUUUCGCGGCAAAGUCUACGGCCAAAGCCUGCGCAAGGGCCUGACGAGGGUCAACCUCCUCUGGCGCCGUGACGGGAGCGGUUACUACUCCACGAGGAGCCUCUCCAAGAAUCGAACCACUGCGGCGCGCCCGCAGCAGGAAAAGACGGCGCUGGUCAAGGACUGGGUCUUGCGAUUUGUGGGACGAGACCCGACAAGGACGACAAGGAGCAGCGUGCGAAAGUCGUGGGACAUGCCCCCUGAUGACUCGCAAUGA
This is a messenger RNA of Purpureocillium takamizusanense, 1038 nucleotides long. RefSeq lists its product as uncharacterized. Lineage: Eukaryota; Fungi; Ascomycota; Sordariomycetes; Hypocreales; Ophiocordycipitaceae. The coding region runs from base 1 to 1038 and encodes 345 amino acids. The record is from RefSeq and is a predicted model, not a curated record. The transcript has a single exon.